AUGCCACUGGGAGAUGAGGACGGCAACGGCUGGAAGAAGAAGACGGCCGAGAUCAAGGAGUUCUAUGACUUCAAAGAGGUGCUGGGGACGGGUGCGUUCUCUGAGGUGGUGCUUGCGGAGGAGAAGAGGACCCAGCGGCUGGUAGCCAUCAAGUGCAUCCCCAAAAAGGCCCUGGAGGGGAAGGAGAACAGCAUCGAGAACGAGAUCGCCGUCUUACACAGAAUAAAGCACACCAAUAUUGUGACACUGGAAGACAUCUUCGAGAGCCAAUCACACCUUUACCUGGUGAUGGAACUAGUGUCAGGGGGCGAGCUGUUUGAUAGGAUCGUGGAGAAGGGUUUCUACACAGAGCGGGACGCCAGCAAGCUCAUCUGCCAGAUCCUGGACGCUGUCAAGUACCUACAUGACAUGAACGUCGUACACAGAGACCUGAAGCCAGAGAACCUGCUGUACUACAGUAUGGAGGAAGACUCCAAGAUCAUGAUCAGUGACUUCGGCCUGUCCAAGAUCGAGGACUCUGGCAGUGUCAUGUCCACGGCCUGCGGCACGCCUGGAUAUGUGGCCCCUGAGGUGUUGGCCCAGAAACCCUACAGCAAGGCAGUGGACUGCUGGUCCAUCGGCGUCAUCUCUUACAUCCUUCUGUGUGGAUACCCACCGUUUUAUGAUGAAAACGAUGCCAAGCUGUUUGAGCAGAUUCUGAAGGCAGAGUACGAGUUUGACUCUCCGUACUGGGACGACAUAUCAGACUCAGCCAAAGAUUUCAUCUGCCAUCUGAUGGAGAAGGACCCAGCCGAGCGCUUCACAUGUGAACAGGCUCUGCAGCACCCCUGGAUUUCUGGCGACACGGCUCUCGAUAAGAACAUCCACGAGUCUGUCAGUGCUCAGAUUAAGAAGAACUUUGCCAAGAGCAAGUGGAAGCAAGCGUUCAAUGCCACGGCGGUGGUGCGGCACAUGAGGCGACUGCAGCUGGGCACCACGCAGAUCAACACCACCAGCCCCUGCCACGGCCACCUCCUGCUGCCCACAGAGGAGGUCACAGAGGAGCCCGAGGAGGAGGAGCAGGAGGAGGAAGAGGAGGAGGAAGGCUCUCCAUGUGGAGAGGAGCGUAGGGGCAGUGCGGACCGGGACAGCUUGCGCAGCUGUGCUUACUGCUGUCGACCGUCCAGCCGGGUCUGAGUGCAGUACCACACGGACCGCACCUAGAACCUAAAAAAGAACACAGAACACAGAACACAGAA
Molecule: messenger RNA, 1238 nt
Organism: Engraulis encrasicolus (European anchovy)
Lineage: Eukaryota; Metazoa; Chordata; Actinopteri; Clupeiformes; Engraulidae
Gene: camk1a
Product: calcium/calmodulin-dependent protein kinase Ia
Exons: 11
Coding region: 1-1176 (391 amino acids)
Biological process (GO): peptidyl-serine phosphorylation
Cellular component (GO): intracellular anatomical structure
Molecular function (GO): ATP binding; calcium/calmodulin-dependent protein kinase activity; calmodulin binding
Source: RefSeq, a predicted model, not a curated record